This is a messenger RNA of Pelobates fuscus (common spadefoot toad), 2699 nucleotides long. It is a transcript of the gene RBM24, whose product is annotated as RNA binding motif protein 24. The transcript has 4 exons. Gene Ontology annotation, molecular function: mRNA 3'-UTR binding. The coding region runs from base 235 to 921 and encodes 228 amino acids. Gene Ontology annotation, cellular component: cytosol; nucleus. The record is from RefSeq and is a predicted model, not a curated record. Gene Ontology annotation, biological process: regulation of alternative mRNA splicing, via spliceosome; positive regulation of myotube differentiation; mRNA stabilization. Lineage: Eukaryota; Metazoa; Chordata; Amphibia; Anura; Pelobatidae.
AGCAGAGCAGUCAGCGGGCAGCAUUGGACGGGUUACAGUCCAUCCCACCAUCCCAGCCGGCCAUCUACCUCACAGCACCUCCACAGCCUCUCCUCCUCCCCCCGGCUGUCCUGAUCCAGACCCAGCAGUGGGGCUCUCUGUAUGUGUCUGCCCUACUCUCCGUGGGGGACUGCGAGGUGAGUGUGAGUGUGAGCGGUGCAGGAGCCUGGCCCGGGGUCACACCUCUCUGUGAACAUGCACACCACCCAGAAGGACACCACCUACACCAAGAUUUUCGUUGGGGGGUUGCCCUAUCACACCACGGACUCCAGCCUCAGGAAGUACUUCGAGGUGUUUGGGGACAUAGAGGAGGCUGUGGUGAUCACCGACAGACAGACUGGCAAGUCCAGGGGCUAUGGCUUUGUCACCAUGGCUGAUAGAAGUGCUGCUGAGAGGGCUUGCAAAGACCCAAAUCCAAUCAUUGACGGCAGGAAAGCUAAUGUGAAUCUUGCAUAUCUGGGAGCAAAGCCACGAAUAAUGCAGCCAGGUUUUGCAUUUGGAGUACAACAAAUUCACCCAGCACUUAUCCAAAGGCCUUUUGGAAUUCCUGCACAUUACGUUUAUCCACAUGCGUUUGUGCAGCCGGGAGUUAUGAUUCCACAUGUCCAGCCAGCAGCUGCCGCUGCCUCUACAAGUCCGUACAUUGAUUACACCGGAGCCGCCUACGCACAGUACUCUGCCGCUGCGGCCGCUGCUGCAGCUGCCUAUGAUCAAUACCCAUACGCUGCCUCCCCAGCUGCAACCGGAUAUGUUACCACUGCAGGUUAUGGCUAUGCAGUUCAGCAGCCACUUGCCUCUGCAGCACCUGGAACUGCUGCUGCAGCAGCUGCGGCCUUUGGCCAAUACCAGCCACAGCAGCUGCAGGCUGACCGCAUGCAGUAAUGCUUAAACUAUGAAGUUAUCAAUUUAUUUUAUUUUUUUCCUUCGUGUUUUCAGCCUUCCAGUUUCAAUACACGAGACAAUACCGAAUUAGGCUAAAUGGUGUGAAGGAAAAAAACAAGCUAUGCUUUCAAAGAGGGGAAAAAAAAAAAAAAACUUUUAUUCCAGCUUCUCUAUGUAGUACACAUCAGAGUAAUAUUAGAAGGGUGUUUCAGGCAUAUAUCAAGAAGAAACUAAUAUGGUGUGUGUUACUGAAACAGUCAGACUUGAUAUCUAUACAGACAUUUCUAUAUCAGGGAAAGAAACUGCCUUUUUGCUAAGCUGGGAGGGGGUACACACUUCUUUUUUUCAUUGCUAUAUUUUACGAUGUUUAAACCAGGGAUAUUGGUUAGCAAUAUGUAGCCCAUAUGAAGUAAUCUUUAAGGCAGAUUGUCAUGUCUCCUUAUUAUGACUAAAUGAAUCUUAUGUUGGUGAGAAACAAGGUAACACUGACCUAUUGGAGGCACAUAGCCCACUGGUCACAUGAUGGACAGGCGGCACCAAAGUGGUUUUUUUUGUUUUGUUUUUUCCUCAUCUGUCCUCUAGAUGAGUGGAACUGUGGAGCAAGUGAUGUGGAAUUAACGGGUGCAACAGCUGUACAGACAAUCAAUAACACAGACCGUUCUGGAAAGAACACAUCACUUGUGCUUACUUGAUGAGCUUGUCACAUUGUAAUCCCUUUCCCCAUCCUGUUUCGCUUUUGGGAAACUUUAAUUGCUGGUGUCAGCUAUUCUGAUUCUGAAAUAGGAUCAGCCCCUUACUACAACAGCCUUCUAUUUUAUUAUACCUAUUCAUAGCUUGUGAAUAACCAGGGGAAAGAUACAUGCUAUGGUUAACCCUUUAAGAACUGUUAGCCAAUACCUAUGAACACAUGUCCCUAAUUUGGGCAUUAAAGGAGAACUUUUGUAUUAGUUUCCCCAAAACUUGAAUUUUCCUCUCCUUUUCUUUUCUUUCCUUUUUCUAUUUUCCUUUCAAAGUAUUUAAAUAGAAGAAUCGAUUAAUUAUGCAGUACAUGAAUUUGAGUUGCAGUUCUUCAAGGGUUAACUGGUCUUUACUGUGCCUUAACUGUAAUGUUACUGAAAAGAAAUGUAUUUAUUUAUUUUGAAAGUUUUACUACAGUGUGCUCUGAAGAAGGGAACUUUAGAUGCAACACACUAUGUAUUCAUCUCAUGUUAUAAAUUAUUUAAGUAAGUUUAGAUGUAGUAAAUUAAAUAGCAACCUAUUGAACUAAAAUAUUGACUUGGAUUUAUUUAAAUUCUGUAUGUGCACUGUAUAUCCCUACCUUAACACUUAGGAUUUUACAUGAGCAGCACAUUUAUGCCAUGGUGUUUUUUCUAAUGACCUCUUAAAGCAGUAUACUAUACAUUUCAUUUGUAUGUAGAGUAAUAAUUUUUUUUCUUUUUAUUAGAGAAGUGCUGCUUUAUACAAAUACAAUGACUUGUAAAACUGCAAUACUUGGCAAUUUUUAUUCUUGACUUAAAAGUUGAAUAUUUUACACUGUAAUGGCUUUUUAUACUUGAACAAUUUCAUACAAGGGAAGAAAAUACAGCAUUUUUAUGGACAUUUGUCUAAAUGUCACUGGAUUUAUUUUUAAGUAUUCUAAAUACUAGCCAGUGUUAUGUAACGGUAGACAAGGAUUUCCAUGCAUAUUAUUUAUUCAUUAUAUAUUGCUUUAUAGCAGUUAAGAUCUAUUCAUUUCACUUGUAUUAAAAUGUAAUAAAAUAUCCAUUGGUUGCAUUGUA